Molecule: messenger RNA, 492 nt
Organism: Papaver somniferum (opium poppy)
Lineage: Eukaryota; Viridiplantae; Streptophyta; Magnoliopsida; Ranunculales; Papaveraceae
Exons: 1
Coding region: 1-492 (163 amino acids)
Source: RefSeq, a predicted model, not a curated record
AUGAGCAAGACGGAAUAUAUCCGACCAGAGUUUGGACUGUUGGAUAUAGAUGGACUUGAGUAUCACCUAUGGAUGGAUGAUGUGAAGAUCGCUUUUGUAGCAAAAGAAUGCACCCACACCAUCACACCCUCUACUGAGAAAGAUUCUUCCCCAACAACUGAAAAACAAAAGGCUGAAGCCCUCCGAUAUUUGAAGGCACAUAUUGACCCUAAUCUCCUUUGGGGAUACCAACACAUAAUGUGUCUUAAAGAACUAUGGGAUGCACUAGCAAGCCGUUUUGGGAGCAUUGAGGAUUUCCUUCUCCCACGGUUGAAUGAACAGUGGAAUGACAUUCGGUUUCUUGAUUAUGUGAAGGUAGGUGAUUUCCAAAGAGAUAUGCUUAAGCUACAGGCACACCUCAAUUUCUGUGGGAUAAAACUUACAGAUAAAGAUAUGAUUCAAAAGACAUUGUCUACAUUCCCUUUGUCAUUUGUUAUUCUAGCCAACCAAUAG